GCAGCAGUUCUAAUCUCCAAGCUCAUUUCUCCUCAUGACGCCUCAGAAUUUCUCUCAGUUCUCAUGAGGUCCACGUCAAACAGCCUCUGAUUUCACUGCAGACCUUCUACUGACUGGGUUUUGGUUCUGAAAGAAGAAACAUCAAACCAGGUAGAAGGUGUGGAUUCAGCAGCAUGGAUCAGUGUGAGGACAGAGAGGACGGAGCCCCUCCCUCUAAAAUAACUCAGAGUGAGGAAGAUGAAGCUCAGAGGAUUCAUAAAAAACGAGGUAAAUGUGAACCAGAGCCCAGAGAUGAUUCAAUGGAGCCUCCAAAGAAGUCCAGACGUUCUGAUUCUUCAUCAUCAGUGAGCAUCCCUCAGAGAAACAAAACAGGACCAGAACCCAGCUGUCUCUCCUUGAAGAGCAACAGGUCAAAGGAUGAAUUUUUUCACUUCAAAUCUGCUGGACCUUCAUCCUCAGAGAGGAUCCAACAGAGAAACGAAACAGGACCUAAACCCAGCUUUGUCUCCCUGAAGAGCAAUAAGUCAAAGGAUGAAUUUUUUCAGUUCAAAUCUGCUGGACCUUCAUCCUCAGAGAGGGUGGACGAGCAGAACCUAGAACCAUCUGGUCAGCAGCAUCAAACUCAGCUGGACUCCAUAUUUAUGCUGCUGGAGGAAAACAUUGUCACGUUCGUGAAAAAUGAACUGAAAAGGAUCCAGAAAAAAUUGAGUCCGGAUGACCCAAAAUGGUCAGAGAGUCAGAAAAAUGAUGAUGAGAAGGUGUUGGGAAGUGAGGAUGAGGGCAGCAGAGAAGCACUGAUGAAGAUUACAGUGAACUUCCUGAAGAUGAUGAAGCAGGAUGAGCUGGCCGACCGUCUGCAGAUCAAUCUUGCUGCAGUUUUACAACUUAAAUCUGGUCUGAAGAAGAAGUUCCAGUCUGUGUUUGAGGGAAUCGCUAAAGCAGGAAGUCCAACCCCUCUGAACCAGAUCUACACAGAGCUCUACAUCACAGAGGGAGGAACUGGAGAGGUCAAUGAUGAACAUGAGGUCAGACAGAUUGAAGCAGCAUCCAGGAAACCAAACAGAGCAGAAACAAUAAUCAGACCAGAAGAUAUAUUUGAAGACUCCCCUGGAAGAGAUCAACCAAUCAGAGCAGUGAUGACUAAGGGAGUGGCUGGCAUUGGGAAAACAGUCUUAACCCAGAAGUUCACUCUGGACUGGGCUGAAGGCAAAGCCCACCAGAACAUCCAGUUCAUAUUUCCAUUCACCUUCAGAGAGCUGAAUGUGCUGAAAGAGAAAAAGUUCAGCUUGGUGGAACUUGUUCAUCACUUCUUCACUGAAACCAAAGGAAUCAGCAGCUUUGAAGACUUCCAGGUUCUGAUCAUCUUGGAUGGUCUGGAUGAGAGUCGACUUCCUCUGGACUUCACCAACAAGGAGAUCCUGACUGAUGUUACAGAGUCCACCUCAGUGGAUGUUCUGCUGAUAAACCUCAUCAGGGGGAACCUGCUUCCCUCUGCUCUCCUCUGGAUCACCACACGACCUGCAGCAGCCAAUCAGAUCCCUCCUCAGUGUGUUGGCAUGGUGACAGAGAUCAGAGGGUUCACUAACCAACAGAAGGAGGAGUACUUCAGGAAGAGAUUCAAAGAAAAGAAGCGAACCAGUAAGAUCAUCUGCCACAUGAAGAAAUCUCAAAGUCUCCACAUCAUGUGUCACAUCCCAGUGUUCUGCUGGAUCACUGCUACGGUUCUGGAGGAUGUGUUGAAGACCAGAGAGGGAGGAGAGCUGCCCAGCACCCUGACUGAGAUGUACAUCCACUUCCUGGUGGUUCAGACCAAAGUGAAGAAGAUCAAGUAUGAUGGAGGAGCUGAAACAGAUCAACACUGGAGUCCAGAGAGCAGGAAGAUGAUUGAGUCUCUGGAAAAACUGGCUUUUGAUCAACUGCAGAAAGGAAACCUGAUCUUCUAUGAAUCAGACCUGACAGAGUGUGGCAUCGAUAUCACAGCAGCCUCAGUUUACUCAGGAGUGUUCACACAGAUCUUUAGAGAGGAGAGAGGGCUGUACCAGGAGAAGGUGUUCUGCUUCGUCCAUCUGAGUGUUCAGGAGUUUCUGGCUGCUCUUCAUGUUCAUCUCACCUUCAUCAACUCUGGAAUCAACCUGAUGGAAGAAACACAAACAUCUACGAAUGAACCAAAGUCUCUCCAUCAGACAGCUGUAGACCAGGCCUUACAGAGUCCAAAUGGACACCUGGACUUGUUCCUCCGCUUCCUCCUGGGACUUUCACUGCAGACCAAUCAGAGUCUCCUAAAAGGUCUGCUGACACAGACAGGAAGUAGCUCCCAGACCAAUCAGAAAACAGUUCAGUACAUCAAGAAGAAGAUCAGUGAGAAUGUUUCUGCAGAGAAAAGCAUCAAUCUGUUCUACUGUCUGAAUGAACUGAAGGAUCGUUCUCUGGUGCAGGAGAUCCAACGGUCUCUGAGUUCAAAGCGUCUCUCUAAAUAUAAACUGUCUCCUGCUCAGUGGUCAGCUCUGGGUUUCAUCUUAGUGACAUCAGGAAAAGAUCUGGAUGUUUUUGAGCUGAAGAAAUACUUAGCUUCAGAGGAGGUUCUUCUGAGGCUGCUGCCAGUGGUUAAAGCCUCCAACAAAGCUCUGCUGAGUUACUGCAACCUCUCAGAGAGAAGCUGUGCGGCUCUGUCUUCAGUUCUCAGCUCCCAGUCCUCCAGUCUCAGAGAACUGGACCUGAGUAACAACAACCUGAAGGAUUCAGGAGUGAAGCUUCUAUCUGCUGGAUUGAAGAGUCCAAACUGCAAACUGGAAACUCUCAGGUUGUCAGGCUGUCUUAUCUCAGAGGAAGGCUGUGCUUCUCUGGCCUCAGCUCUAAGCUCCAACCCCUCCUAUCUGAAAGAGUUGGACCUGAGCUACAAUAAUCCAGGAGGAGGAACAAGGAAGCUGCUGUCGGCAGGACUAAAGGAUCAAGAAUGGAGCCUAGAAGAUCUCAGGGUGGAGCCUGCUGGAGAACGAUGGUUAAAACCAGGUCUGAGGAAGUAUUCCCGUCACCUCAGGAUUGACACAAAGACAGUAAACAGAAACCUGAUACUGUCUGAAGACAACAGGAAGGUGGAACUCGUUGAGGACGAGGAUGAGUCCGAUCAUGAUCAUUCAGACAGAUUUGAUAAACCUAAGCUGCUGUGUAAGGAUGAUCUGACUGGUCGCUGUUACUGGGAGGUAGAGUGGAAAGGAGAUAUUGAGAUAUCAGUGAGUUGCAGAAAAAUCAGAAGGAGAGCAGAAAGUGAUGACUGUAGGUUUGGAUGGAAUAAUCAGUCCUGGAGUCUGAGAUGCUCUGAUGAUGAUGAUGGAGGUGGUUAUUCUGUCUGGCACAAUAACAUAGAAACGUCUAUUUCCUCCUCCUCCACUUCCUCCUCUGUCUCUAACAGAGUAGGAGUCUAUGUGGACUGUCCUGCUGGCAUUCUGUCCUUCUACAGAGUCUCCGUAAACUCACUGAUCCACCUCCACACCUUCAACACCAAAUUCACUGAACAUCUGUAUCCUGGGUUUGGGUUCUGGUGGUCCGACUCUGGUUCCUCAGUUACUUUGUGCUGACUUUAAUCUAAAGAGUCUCCUGCUUUCAGAGAAAAUCUCUCCCUGUUGAACAGAUAGUUCUGUUUUUCUAUCUCUGCCUGUUUCCCUCAGAAACAUAUUUUCUAUUCAGUUUAUUUCUAUAGCUCCAAUUCACAUCAUGUCAUCUCAGGUCACUUUCCAGUUCACCAGAUCAUCCAGUCAGAUUGAUUCAAAGUUUUCUAUCUAAGGAAAACCAGCUGAUUGCAUCGACUCGAUUACUCUUCAGCAAUCCCUCACAUUUUCAGAUUAAUGGAUUCAGUCUUUCUCACCAAAACUCUUCUGAAUGUUUAAUUGGAAACUUAUUACUAUUCCAGUCCUAUAAAGAUAGAAUCUGAGAUUAUUCCAGAAUCCAAAUGUUGUUUUUCUGCCUCUUUCCAUUCAAAACAUUAUUCUGAAUAUCUAAUUAUUAUGUUUCUAUGUUGUUGUUUUUUUCUUUCCUUCCUGAAUCAGCUUUAAUUAAAAUGUUGAGCAGUUUUUCAAAAUUACUGGAAAUAAUCUGUGUUUCUGUUUCUUUAAACAAAAGAUUGAAAUGUUUAAUCUUCCUUCUGUAUAUUUGCUGCAGUUUUACCUCAUAUGUAUCAGUGUGUAAUAAACAGAUUUUUCUUC
Messenger RNA from Cyprinodon tularosa, 4199 nucleotides. RefSeq names its product protein NLRC3-like. The transcript is spliced from 12 exons. Lineage: Eukaryota; Metazoa; Chordata; Actinopteri; Cyprinodontiformes; Cyprinodontidae. Gene Ontology annotation, molecular function: protein binding. The record is from RefSeq and is a predicted model, not a curated record. The coding region runs from base 174 to 3575 and encodes 1133 amino acids.